AUGGACGACGGCUUCGAAGGCCUCUUCCCGGCCUUCUCCGCCUCCUCCCAGAAGGUCAUGGCGCAGACGGGUUCGUUCUCUGGGUACCGGCCACUGCACCCACUGGGCAGCGGCUACCUCAGUUCCGCCAGGUCGGAACAACCGUUUUGCAAGAAUGACGAGGGAUGGGGUCCUCUCAGUCCCUUUCGUUACGACUUUACGCCAUGCUUCAUCGACAUCUGGGUGGCGUCCGUGUCUGCCUUUGGAGUACUGUUUGGUGCUGUCACGCUCUGGUGGCUUUUUGCGAAGAAGACGUCCAACAGCCUGCCCAAAAACUGGGCAUUCUGGCUGAAGCAGACUCUUCUCCUUACCGUCAUUAGCGACUUUGUGGCCCAACUGGUCUUCCAGAUCACCAGCUACUCGUCCUUGUGGUUUGCUGACUUCCGCGUCUACACUACCAUCCUCACCAUCGUGUCGUUUGCCGUCAUCUUCGCCAUCCAAUGGGCUGAACACACCCGUCUGCGCAACGCAAAUGCCGUGGUCCUUUUUUACUGGCUAUUUCUCAUCAUCGCCCUCUCCGUCAAGCUUCGCUCCCUGGUCUCCCAGCAAAUCUAUGUCGACCACCUGGCCUACUUCGUCACCUACGCCGUCGGCUUCGGUUUGGCUGCCGCUACCUUUUUCAUCGAAUGGCUGGCGCCGCGCCAGAUAUCUAGCGAUUAUGAGGUUCUUGUUGAUGAGCGCGAGGAGUGCCCGGCCGAGCAUGCUACCAUCUUUUCCCUCCUCACCUUCUCCUGGAUGACGCCACUCAUGCGUUACGGCUACUCGACGUAUUUGACGGAAGGCGACCUUUGGGGCCUCGUCAGUAGCGACCGUACUGCCGUGACUGGCGCCACCUUUGAAGCUGCCUGGGAGCGGGAACUCAAGACUCGACCUGAUCGGCCGUCUCUCUGGACCACCCUCUUCCGGGCCUUCGGCGCUCCGUACGCCAUGGCCGCCGUGUUCAAGGUUGGCAACGACCUGGCUGCCUUCUCGCAGCCGCAGCUGCUGCGCUACCUCAUCGCCUUUGUCGACUCGUACAACCUGAGCACGGAGCCGCAGCCGGCUAUCCAGGGUGCCGCCAUCGCCCUGGGCAUGUUUGGCGUUGCCGUCUUCCAGACGAUAAUGAUCCACCAGUAUUUCCAAUUAACAUUUGUCUCUGGCAUGCGCAUCAAAGGCGGUCUGACUUCGUCCAUCUAUCGCAAGGCCCUGAAGCUGUCCAAUGAGGGCCGUGCCAGCAAGACCACCGGCGACAUUGUCAACUAUAUGGCUGUCGAUGUCCAGCGGUUGCAGGACCUGACCCAGUUUGCCCACCAGCUAUGGUCAGCGCCCUUCCAGAUGGUUAUCUGCAUGUUCUCGCUCUAUCAGCUCGUUGGCUGGACCAUGUUCGCAGGAGUCAGUGCCAUGAUCGUCAUGGUGCCCGUGAAUGGCUUUAUCGCCCGCAGGAUGAAGACGUUGCAGAAGCAGCAGAUGAAGAACAAGGAUGCCCGCAGUCGUCUGAUCUCUGAGAUCAUCAACAACAUGAAGAGCAUCAAGCUGUACGCCUGGGGUGCUGCCUUUAUGAACAAGCUCAACUACAUCCGUAAUGACAUGGAGCUCAAAAAUCUUCGGCGCAUUGGCGCAAACCAGGCCUUUGCCAACUUCACCUGGACCACCACGCCCUUCCUCGUCUCGUGCAUGACUUUUGCCGUCUUUGUCUUGACCCACGACGAACCGCUGACGACCGAGAUCAUCUUCCCCGCACUGGCACUGUUCAACUUACUUUCGUUUCCUCUGUCCGUGCUGCCGAUGGUCAUCACCUCCAUUAUUGAGGCCAGCGUUGCCGUCUCGCGUCUGACGAACUUCCUCAUCGCCGAAGAGAUUCAGUCCGACGCCGUUACCUCCAAGCCUUCCGUAGAGGCUGGCGAGGAGGCCGUCAGCAUCCGUGACGGUAGCUUCUCCUGGGACCGCCAUGAGAACAAGCCUGCCCUCAGCCACAUCGACUUCUUCGCCCACAAGGGCGAGCUCACCUGCUUGGUCGGCCGCGUCGGUACCGGCAAGUCGUCGCUGCUUCAGGCAAUUCUUGGUGACCUAUGGAAGAUUAAGGGCACCGUCGAAGUCGCCGGUUGCGUGGCAUACGUGGCCCAGCAAUCUUGGAUCAUGAACGCUACCGUCAAAGAGAACAUUCUAUUCGGCCAUCGCUUCGACUCGCACUUCUACGAGCAGACCGUCCAGGCGUGCGCGCUCCUAGACGAUUUUCUGCAGCUACCGGACGGCGAUGAGACCGUGGUGGGCGAGCGGGGUAUCUCCCUGAGCGGCGGCCAGAAGGCCCGCGUGACCCUUGCUCGUGCCGUCUACGCUCGUGCCGAUGUGUACCUGCUCGAUGACGUGCUAUCUGCCGUGGACUCACACGUCGGCCGUCACCUUAUAGACAACGUCCUCGGCCCUGAAGGCCUCCUCAGCUCCAAGACACGAAUCCUGGCCACCAACUCCAUUCCUGUCCUGACAGAGUGCAACUCGAUAUACAUGCUGCGUGAUGGCAAGAUUGCCGAGAAGGGCACCUACGACCAGCUGAUGGCCAUGAAGGGUCUUGUGAGCGACUUGAUCCGGACGUCUGGGCACGAGUCCGGGUCGGCAUCUGCUGCCGAGUCGGGCAGCGAGACAUCGACGGUCAUUGACACAGAGACGACGCCGCUCAUGGACGACGAAAUAGAAGAGGCUCAGGAGGGCCUGGCUCCCCUAGAAAGCUUCAGGCCCGGGGCGUCGUCCAGGCCUCCCAAGAAACAGCGGGCCAACAGCACGGUCACGCUCCGUAGGGCCAGCGCGGCCAGCUUCCGCGGCCCUCGGGGCAAACUCGGGGACGAGGAGGCUACCGGCAACAGGACGAAGCAGAACAAGGAACAUUCAGAGCAAGGAAAGGUGAAAUGGCAAGUGUACAUUGAGUAUGCCAAGGCAAACAAUCUGGUAGCUGUGGCAGUCUACCUAGUGGCCCUCGUUGCCUCCCAAACGGCCAGCAUGGGUGGCAGCGUAUGGCUCAAGAAAUGGGCUGAAUACAAUGCAGGCAACGGAGGCAACUUCCACGUCGGCAAGUACAUUGGUGUCUACUUCGCGUUUGGCAUAGGCGGCGCACUCCUGACGGCUGCACAAAUGCUCAUCCUGUGGAUACUCUGCUCUAUCGAGGCAUCACGCAAGCUGCACGAGAGAAUGGCUACUGCGAUUUUUCGAUCGCCCAUGUCCUUUUUCGACGUCACGCCGGCUGGACGGAUCCUGAACCGGUUCUCGAGCGAUAUCUAUCGUGUCGAUGAGGUGCUUGCUCGGACGUUCAACAUGCUGUUUGUUAACAUUUCCAAGUCUGGCUUCACGCUGGCUAUCAUUUCGGUAUCGACUCCUGCCUUCACAGCACUAGUCAUCCCACUGAGCAUCAUGUACAUCUGGAUCCAGCGCUACUAUUUGCACACGUCGCGGGAGCUCAAACGCCUCGACAGCGUCACCAAGAGCCCCAUUUACGCUCACUUUCAGGAGUCUCUGGGCGGUACGUCGACGAUCCGGGCCUACGGGCAGCAGAAGCGUUUCGAGAUGGAGAACGAGUGGCGCAUGGACGCAAACCUGCGCGCCUUCUUCCCGUCGAUCAGCUCCAACCGGUGGCUGGCCGUGCGGCUCGAGUUUAUCGGAGCAGCCGUGAUUCUCGGAGCAGCUGGCUUGUCAGUCAUCUCAGUGGCCAACCACAGCGGUCUCAGCGCGGGCAUGGUUGGUCUGGCCAUGUCCUACGCGCUGCAGAUUGUUACGGCGCUGAACUGGAUCGUGCGGCUGUCGGUCGAGGUGGAGACAAACAUUGUGUCGGUCGAGCGCGUGCUAGAGUAUGCGCAGCUGCCCAGCGAAGCGCCCGAGAUCAUCAAGCGUCACCGGCCGCCGGUCAGCUGGCCAUCCAACGGCGAGGUUGAGUUUCGCGACUACAGCGCCCGGUACCGCGAGGGCCUCGACCUGGUGCUGAAGAACAUUACCCUGGACAUCAAGCCGCGUGAGAAGAUCGGCGUGGUCGGACGCACCGGCGCCGGCAAGUCCUCGCUGACCCUGGCUCUGUUCCGCAUCAUCGAGCCAGACACAGGCCACAUCCGCAUCGACGACCUGAACACGUCGACCAUCGGUCUGCUGGACCUCCGGCGUCGACUGGCCAUCAUCCCACAGGAUGCCGCACUCUUCGAGGGCACCGUCCGCGACAACCUUGACCCAGCGCAUGUGCACGACGACACGGACUUGUGGUCCGUUCUUGAACAUGCCCGCUUGAAGGACCACGUGUCAUCGAUGGGAGGCGGUCUAGAAUCCAGAAUAAACGAAGGAGGCUCCAAUCUUUCCCAGGGUCAGCGCCAGCUGGUUUCGCUGGCGCGAGCGAUGCUAACUCCGUCCAACAUCCUGGUUCUCGAUGAGGCCACGGCUGCCGUCGAUGUGGAGACGGACCGGAUGCUACAGACGACGUUGCGGUCCCCGAUGUUUGCGAACCGCACAAUCAUCACAGUGGCCCAUCGUAUCAACACUAUUUUGGACAGUGACCGAGUGGUGGUUCUGGACAAGGGCGAGGUGGCUGAGUUUGGGACGCCGCAGGAACUUAUUGCUAAACGGGGACGCUUUUACGGGUUGGUGAAGCAAGCCGGCCUGACCGACUGA
Molecule: messenger RNA, 4656 nt
Organism: Grosmannia clavigera kw1407
Lineage: Eukaryota; Fungi; Ascomycota; Sordariomycetes; Ophiostomatales; Ophiostomataceae
Product: ABC metal ion transporter
Exons: 6
Coding region: 1-4656 (1551 amino acids)
Biological process (GO): transmembrane transport
Cellular component (GO): membrane
Molecular function (GO): ATP binding; ABC-type transporter activity; ATP hydrolysis activity
Source: RefSeq, a predicted model, not a curated record